Molecule: messenger RNA, 615 nt
Organism: Callorhinus ursinus (northern fur seal)
Lineage: Eukaryota; Metazoa; Chordata; Mammalia; Carnivora; Otariidae
Gene: BMERB1
Product: bMERB domain containing 1
Biological process (GO): negative regulation of microtubule depolymerization
Cellular component (GO): microtubule cytoskeleton
Source: RefSeq, a predicted model, not a curated record
AUGGAGUUAAAGCAAUCUUUGUCCACCCAUCUGGAAACCGAGAAGCCUUUGAGGCGCUAUGGGGCGGUGGAGGAGACGGCGUGGACAGCAGAGGGACUGGGGAGAAAUCAGCUGGACAUCAUCUGCAUGGCAGAGACAACCAUGAUGCCGGAGGAGAUCGAACUGGAGAUGGCGAAAAUUCAGCGCCUCCGAGAAGUCUUGGUCCGACGGGAGUCUGAGCUUAGGUUUAUGAUGGACGACAUCCAGCUCUGCAACGACAUUAUGGACCUUAAGCAGGAGCUACAGAACUUGGUCGCCAUCCCAGAAAAAGAAAAGACCAAGCCGCAGAAGCAGAGAGAGGAUGAGCUAAUCCAGAAGAUCCAUAAGCUGGUGCAGAAGAGAGACUUUCUGGUGGAUGAUGCAGAGGUCGAGCGGCUAAGGGAGCAAGAAGAAGACAAGGAAAUGGCGGAUUUCCUGAGAAUCAAGUUAAAACCUCUAGAUAAAGUAACCAAAUCUCCAGCCAGCUCCCGAGCAGAGAAGAAAGCAGAGCCCCCACCUAGCAAGCCCACAGUGGCCAAGACUGGGCUGGCACUCAUCAAGGAUUGCUGCGGGGCCACCCAGUGCAAUAUCAUGUAG